UUGCAGAGUUGUGACAAGUGUGAGUGGACCAUGUCUCCAUGGUGUCCCCAUCUCCGUGGACUGGUUUGGGCUGCAUGUGCAGCUUGAGACCCCAGAGGAUAUGUGCUCCAAGUUGACAUGGUUUCUACCAAGGCUGAGGGUUUGGGGUGUUGGGUGGUUCCUGAGAGCAGUAUGGUUGAUCACUGAAAUAACAUGGCAGCCACGGUGCCGGUUGUUAAUGUGAUGGAGCAUGUAGAACCAGACUGAGGCACUCUGUUAGACCGUGCUAUGGCUGUUUUGCAGUGGUAACUCUUGUCACUAUUGGCCUGGUUCGAACUAAUGGGAAAUUAGAGCUUGUUUGAAGUGAUCUUUCCCCCAGAGUUUGGAUUUUGAAUGUGGAUGUGGUGUCUAGAAGUAAUGAAAUACAAAUCAGGUGCUGUUGUCUGAGUAUUUCUGACAUUCAGCUUGUAAAUGGAUCUGUGUUCACAAUAGUUUAAUCGCAAUGGCUUUUACUACUAGGAGUAAGACUGUUUUCUGGAUGGCAAGGAAGAAGCUGUGGUCUGAUUUGUCUUUACGAUGUGGUUUUUAAUCCUGAUUAUUGCUAUCUAAUAUGAUCAAUAUGUAUUGAUCAUGAUGUGAUGAUUGUGUGAAUUGCUGAUGUGUUUUAUGCGUAGCUUUUUAAGGCAGAGUUUUUAUAUGCCAAUAUCAGAUUUUGAGCUUGUUUGCUCAACCUUUCCUUACCACAGUACAGUCAGUAAUCAGGAAUGCUUUUGCAUCUGUUUCUUUUUCCUGCUCCCCUCUCUGUUCCCUGUCUCAGAAUGAAUGAAAUGAAUUUGAGUCCUGUAGGGAUGGACCAGCUGACCUCCUCCUCUGUGAGCAAUGCCCUGCCAGUCUCAGGAAGUCACUUGGGCUUGGCAGCAUCACCCACUCACAACGCCAUACCAGCACCAGGCUUGCCUGUUGCAAUUCCAAACCUGGGUCCCUCCUUGAGUUCCUUGCCCUCUGCUCUGUCUCUGAUGCUCCCAAUGGGUCUUGGGGAUCGAGGAGUGAUGUGUGGUAUACCAGAGAGAAACUACACCCUACCUCCACCACCAUACCCUCACCUGGAGAGCAGCUAUUUCAGACACAUUCUACCUGGUAUUUUAUCUUACUUGGCUGACAGACCACCACCUCAGUACAUCCAUCCCAACACUAUAAAUGUUGACAGCAAUCCAGCAUUGUCAGUCUCCAACAAUCCCUCAGCCCUGGAUCCCUACCAGCCCAGUGGGACCGUGGGGCUGGAACCGGGGAUUGUCUCCAUGGACUCCCGUACAGUGAACACACAUGGUCCUCAAAAUCUGCAUCCUAGUGACAGCCACGAGGUAGCACUGGAUACUACAAUCACCAUGGAGAGCGUUUCGAGGGUAACCAGCCCCAUCUCUACAGAUGGGAUGGCAGAGGAGCUUACAAUGGAUGAUGUAGCCGGGGAUCACACGCAGAUCCCGAAUGGCUCCCGGAGCCAUGAACCUUUAGCCGUAGACACAGUGGGGAGUAACUUGACAUCGGACGCUGUGGGACACGGCGGUGUCAUUCCCAUUCACGGUAGCACUUUGGAACUCCCUGUUGUCAUGGAGCCCGACCACAUUGCCGGGCGGGUGACAGGGAUAUCGGACAGCACACUAAAUGACCCCAUUCAUACUGUGGCCAUGAGCACCAACUCCGUGAGUGUGGCGCUCCCUACCUCACACAACCUCGCUUCCCUGGACUCAGUAGCCUUGCAUGAAGUGGGCCUCAGCCUGGAGCCCGUGGCAGUGUCUUCCAUAAGCCAGGAAGUAGCCAUGGGGCCAAGCCACGUCGAUGUGUCUGCAGACAAUCUUGCCUUUGUACCGUCAUCUCUGCAAAUGGAAGACUCCAAUUCCAACAAGGAGAACAUGGCAACCUUGUUUACCAUAUGGUGCACGCUGUGUGACAAGGCGUAUCCGUCAGACUGCCCGGACCACGGGCCCGUCACCUUUGUCCCCGAUAGCCCAAUCGAGAGCCGAGCCAGGCUGUCCCUCCCGAAGCAGCUGCUCCUCCGGCAGUCCAUCAUGGGAGCUGAAGCAGGUGUGUGGACACGAGAAACCAUUCCUGUGAGGACUUGUUUUGGACCUUUGAUCGGGCAGCAGAGCCAUUCUCUGGAGGUGGCCGACUGGACAGACAAAGCAGCCAGUCACAUCUGGAAGAUCUAUCACAAUGGCGUCCUGGAGUUCUGCAUCAUCACAACUGAUGAAAAUGAAUGUAACUGGAUGAUGUUCGUACGCAAAGCCAGGAACCGGGAAGAGCAGAACCUGGUUGCUUAUCCUCAUGAUGGAAAAAUUUACUUCUGCACAUCCCGGGACAUCCCUCCUGAGCACGAGCUUCUCUUCUAUUACAGUCGGGACUAUGCACGACAGCUUGGUGUCCCUGAGCAUCCAGAUGUGCACAUCUGCCACUGCGGGAAGGAAUGCGCUUCCUAUGCGGACUUCAAGGCCCAUUUGAGCAGCCAUAUUCACAACCACCUCCCCAGUCAGGGCCACAGCAGCAACCACGGGCCAGGCCACGGCAAGGAAAGGAAGUGGAAGUGCUCCAUGUGUCCCCAGGCUUUCAUCUCCCCUUCCAAGCUGCACGUGCACUUCAUGGGGCACAUGGGCAUGAAGCCGCACAAGUGCGAUUUCUGUAGCAAAGCUUUCAGCGAUCCGAGCAACUUACGGACACACCUCAAGAUCCACACAGGUCAGAAGAAUUACCGCUGCACCCUCUGUGACAAAUCAUUCACGCAGAAGGCUCACCUGGAGUCGCACAUGGUCAUCCACACGGGGGAGAAGAACCUCAAGUGCGAUUACUGUGAGAAGCUCUUCAUGCGGAGGCAGGACCUCAAGCAGCACGUCCUCACUCACACACAAGAACGGCAGAUCAAGUGCCCCAAGUGUGACAAGCUGUUUCUGAGGACAAAUCACCUGAAGAAGCAUCUCAAUUCACAUGAAGGAAAGAGGGACUAUGUCUGUGAAAAAUGCUCCAAGGCUUAUCUAACCAAAUAUCACCUCACUCGACAUUUAAAAAUAUGUAAAGGCCCCACAUCCAGUCUAUCAGCCCCAGAGGAGGAAGAAGAGGAGGAUUCAGAGGAGGAAUUAAUAGACUCUAUGAGGACUGAAGACUGUAGGAUUAACAAUGGAGUCUAUUCAACAAGUGAUGUUCUCUCUGGACACAAAUGAAGAAGAGAGGAAAACUUUCUUGGAUAUUAUAAUUAGGGAAGGAAAAACCCUCUUCCUUGUUUCCCCAGUCACCAGUGUAUGUCAGGUGAGGAGUUUUCCUUCUGUUUUAGUCUCCACACUACCACCACUUACUAUAAGCUGUAGCCAGAACACUGAACAAGACUGGAUCAUGCACGUACAAGUGAAGAGUUGCUAAGAAGGAAAUGUGAGGCAAGAUUUCUUUCCCACACGCUGUGCAUACUUCUCCAAAUCACUCAGAUUAAUCCAUCCAGUGCCAGGACACGUGACACACCUCACACAGCCCUUCGAGCAAAGAGCCACAAACCAGAAAUGUAGCUGAGGGAUUGCAGUGACCUGUAAGCUAACUGUCCUUAACUGCCCAAGCUGUGACAUGAAGAGAAACAAGGAAAAAAUGGUGGUGGCCGUUGAUGUAUUUUAAAACUUUAACUGAAGGAUGUGGUUUGGCACAAAGCAAAGACUUCUCAAUGCUCAGGUUUCCUUCUUAAAACAAAACCUUUUGUUUAAAAAAACAACAAAGGCCAGUGAAAUCAGUACUUGCAUACAAAAUAAUUACCCCACUACAGAAAAUCAAGCAUUGAUUUUUGGAGAACAGUUAUCCCCUUUUCUCCCUCAAGUUCACAGCCCAUGGAAGCAGGUGAAGAGAUAAAGACUGUAUGGACUCAGUAAGGAAGGGGGUUACAGAUGAUCAGGCAGUGUUUACAGUAUAUGUUACUCUUUGUGCUGUAAACCUUUUACCACCUAGAAUGAUGGGAGGGUUUGCUGCUAUUACUAUUUAUGGAAUGAAAAUUAUUACAUUUGGUUGUUUUCUUUUGAAAUAAUUAAAAAUGU
This is a messenger RNA of Sturnus vulgaris (Common starling), 4037 nucleotides long. It is a transcript of the gene PRDM4, whose product is annotated as PR/SET domain 4. Lineage: Eukaryota; Metazoa; Chordata; Aves; Passeriformes; Sturnidae. Gene Ontology annotation, molecular function: histone methyltransferase binding; DNA-binding transcription factor activity, RNA polymerase II-specific. The record is from RefSeq and is a predicted model, not a curated record. Gene Ontology annotation, biological process: regulation of gene expression; transcription by RNA polymerase II. Gene Ontology annotation, cellular component: nucleus.